Closterium sp. Yama58-4 is the source of this 1158-nucleotide messenger RNA. Lineage: Eukaryota; Viridiplantae; Streptophyta; Zygnematophyceae; Desmidiales; Closteriaceae. The record is from the annotation of a GenBank genome assembly.
AUGGCGUCGCUCCUAGCGCCUCCGCAAGCGCAGAUGAGCAGCCUCUCGCUCGCAGCGUCGAGACCUCAGAAUGCCCUCUCUUCGUCUGCCUCCGUCUCUUUCCGCGGGACGGCUCUCGCCUCCUCCCGCCGAGUUGCUGCCACGGCGACUCCCUCCGCCGUCGCGGUGCGCGCGCAGGCUUCCGCCGCCGCCGCCGACGCCGCCACGCAAGAGCGGUUCCGCCUGAACAACCUGGCUCCCCAGCCGGGAUCCCGGCGCCAGGAGAAGCGCAAGGGGCGCGGGCACGCGGCAGGCCAGGGCGCGAGCUGCGGGUUCGGCAUGCGCGGGCAGAAGUCCAGGUCCGGGCCGGGCGUGAGGCACGGGUUCGAAGGCGGGCAGAUGCCGCUGUACCGGCGGCUGCCGAAGCUGAAGGGCAUUGCGGGGGGGAUGGGCGCGGGACUGCCCAAGUAUGUGACGCUGAACGUGGGGGAUUUGGAGGAGAUGGGGCUGGAGGAGGGCGAGGAGGUGUCUCUGGAGAGCCUUAUUGAGGAUGGGAUUCUCAACCCCUCUGGCCGCGACCGCCGGCUGCCUCUCAAGAUCUUGGGAGAUGGCGAAAUCUCCACCAAGGUUACCAUCAAGGCGUCUUCUUUCAGCGAAGCUGCCAGGGAAAAGCUAGAGGCUGCUGGUUGCACACUUGAGGUUUCGUUCGCCAUGGCUGCGUGCCGGCUGCACAUGACCGUCACUCCGGUCGCGGGACUCUGCUCCUCCACUGUUCUGAAAUCCAACUUCGUCGCCUGUCCACGCGUCCUCAGCGGGCCGAUCCGGUCCAACGCUCUCAGCGCUUCAAACGGCGGGAGGAGGAGGUUCGUUGUGCACGCACAUAAGGUGGAGGUGGAGCAUCAGGGUAAAACACAUAUCCUCGAGAUUCCCGAGGAUGAAACCAUCUUGUCCGCUGCAAUUGAAGCUGGCCUCGAUCUCCCUCACGACUGCAAGCUCGGCGUGUGCAUGACGUGUCCCGCGAAGCUGAUCUCGGGUGAGGUGGACCAAUCCGAAGGCAUGCUGAGCGAUGACGUCAUGGAGCAGGGAUACGCGCUGAUGUGUGCGUCGUACCCGAAGUCCGACUGUAAAAUCCGCGUCAUUCCGGAGGAGGAGCUUCUCAGCCUCCAGCUGGUGACGUAA